AUGAAUGCCAAUACAACCAUCGUCAUAGGUGCAAGCAGAGGUAUUGGUCUCGAGUUGGCAAAAUAUAUCUCGCAGAAGCCUGAACACCAUGUCCUCGCAACUAUGCGCAAGCCCUUCGAUCUGGGCAAAGCCAAUGUUGAUGUACUCGAGCUCGACCAGACCAACCAGAAAUCUGUCGAUGCUGCAGCUGCACUCGUUAAAGAAGCGGACACAUUGAUCGUCAAUGGUGCCAUUGGCGAAGAUGAGCUCCUCACCAAGAUCUCUUCCGACCGACUUCUUCACUACCUUGAUACAAAUGUUGCUGGUCCUCACCGAGUCGUCAACGCCUUUCUCCCUGCAUUGCGAGCCCGCAAGACUCGAAAGAUUAUUUACAUCUCUUCCACAGCGGCUUCACUUGCCGGCCAAGUCGGCGAGAAAUGGGGACUUCGCGGACCCUAUGCGACCUCCAAAGCUGCCGGCAACAUGUUGACCGUUCAGUUCCACAACGAGCUGCACGAAGAUGGUUUCACUGUGGUGGCCAUCCAUCCGGGCUGGGUCGACACCGAUAUGGGUCGGGUCGGAGGCGACGGUGCCAUGCCACCGCUAGAGUCCGUGCAGAAGAUCAUGAAGAUCGUCGAUGGACUGACUAGUGCUGAUGGAGCCAAGUUUUUCAAUAUAGACGGCACAAUUCUGCCCUGGUAA
Fonsecaea nubica is the source of this 681-nucleotide messenger RNA. RefSeq lists its product as hypothetical. Bases 1 to 681 code for a protein of 226 amino acids. Lineage: Eukaryota; Fungi; Ascomycota; Eurotiomycetes; Chaetothyriales; Herpotrichiellaceae. The transcript has a single exon. The record is from RefSeq and is a predicted model, not a curated record. Gene Ontology annotation, molecular function: oxidoreductase activity, acting on the CH-OH group of donors, NAD or NADP as acceptor.